GAUCGGCGCCGAAUUCAGUCUUCUCUCUCUGUUUAUCUUCUUUAUUUCUUUCCCGUGUAUUUUUUAUUUAUUCAUUUAUUUUUUUGGCUAUUCUUUAUAACAGCGACCACGACUAAGUGUGUUCGUAAGUGUAUUUAGAAAAAAAAAAAAAAGAAAAAAAAAAAGAGAGAGAGAGAAUUCAGUGAGGAGCUGAAUUUGCUUCCUUGACACGGAAGACAGACUCUCUGUUCCACCGCCAUGUGAACGAACAUGAAGAAGGAGAAGUAGGAGGAGAAGAAGGAGUUGUGGUCGUCGGUCGUCGGUCAUCGGUCGUAAUCAACUUGGCGGCAAAGAAAAGAAUCAGUGGAAGAUUGCUUGCUUUUACAGACUUUGUGAGCGUUUGUAGUUUCUCAACAAGAGACUGUUUAUGUGGUUGAAAAUCUGGUAAUAAAUAUACAUUCGAUCAAGUUGGCGCUAGAAAGUCAAUUAUCAGUUGUCACAUAUUUGGGAAAUGAUGGCCAGUAAGGUGACUGAUAAAAUCCGAGUAGUUAAAUGUCCGAAAUGUCGGUUGCUUCUUUUUGAAUUGCCGGAUCUUGAUGUAUACCAGUGCGGUGGAUGUCACACGAUUCUCCAAGCAAAAAAACGUGUAAAUGGUGCCAAAACCAUAAGAUCUGGUUUACAUGACACAGAGGCUGUGGAGACAGACAAACGGGAUGACGUUUCUGAAUGUAAAGAACACAGCAGCUCACCCAGCAGCACAAGUAGCAAGGAAAUUCUUCCCAACUCGGGAGAAUCCCCUUCAUACCAAAUCAAUGGGCAGGAUCAAAGAUCAUCUGGGGAUUUUGAUAGUGAGCAUCUUGGAGGUGUAGAAUCAUCGAAAGAAGACCAAAAAGAUAGGAGUGAACAAAAUGAUUGCUUGGAUUGCAAUAUUGAACAAUCUGAAGUCUCCAACAAAGUUUGUUCAUCAAUUGAGGUUUAUGAGAAUGACUUGUCUGACAAUGAGAUUGAGAACUUGGCUGAUAAUAAGAAUGAAGACUUGGAUGACCAUGGGAUAGAGGAGUUGGCUGAUAAUGACAAUGUGGAUUUGGCUGAUAACGGAAUCGGAGACUUGGCUGAUAAUGAGAACAAGGACUUAGCAGAUAAUGAGGAUGAAGACUUAGCUCAUAAUGAGUUUAAGAAUGAGGAUUUGGCUGAAAAUGAAAUUGGGGACUUGGCUGAUAAUGAGCAUGAGGACGACUUGGCUGUUAAUGAGAACAAGGACUCAGCAGAUAAUGGGGAUAAGGAACACUUGCCUGAUAAUGAGAACGAGUUUCCUGAUAAUGAACACGAGGAGUUUUCAUACAAGAAGAAUGAGGAAUUUGCUUACGAGAAUGGGCAUUUUGCUGAUAAUGAGAACGAGUCCUCUGAAGACACUGAGAAUGAGGGAUUUGCUUGUAAUGGCAAAGGGGAUUCUGCUGAUAAUGAGGAUGAGUUUGAAGAUAAUGAGAAUGGGGAGUUCGCUUAUAAUGAGACUCAGGAGUUUUCUCAUAAGAAGAAUGAGGAACUUGCGCAUAACAACAAUAAGGAGUCAUUGCCUUUAUCGGGAACGGAUUUAAGGGUAGCUAAAAAAGAUGAGAGCUCACCAUCAAUGCAAGCAGAUAAGGUUGACAUCAACAGAAAUGGUGAUUCUAAUUUAGAAAGCUCAAGCACUGUCAACUUAGAGGCUAGGGUGGGCAAUGGUUCAAUUGUAUCUACUGAUAGGCCCAUGGAACAUCGCACCUCAUCAGAUACUUUUAUGUCUUCUCCUAGCGAACAACUAGAGCAACCUAAAGGAAGUGUUCACCAGGGGUUUGGUCAUUUGAGGUCUGUAGAGACUUCUGAAACUAUGGAAUUCAACCCCAGCUCUGAGCUCAGUGGUACACUUAGAGAUAUAUCCAAGUCCUCAACAAUUAAAAGUGCUCAUGCUUAUGAUGGCAGCAUCUCUUCUUAUGAUGGAAUUGAUGAUCAACUUCCCAACCCUCAUAUGCAUUCAUUUCAAGAUACUUGCAAGGCUUCACAUUUUGUUCCUUCUGAGGAAAGAUCUAGAAGGGAUAGAUUCCUGGUGAAUAACUUGAAGACACAAGAUUCUCAAAUGCCUUAUCAAGUCAGGAAUUCCUGGUCAGAUAAGAAGAAGCAUGUCCCGAAACAUAACAAGUGGAACCACGAUGAAUUUCUUGAACCUCCAAGACAUGGCCAUAAGGUUCGAAAUUGGACAAGAUUAGAAAGAGAUGAAUAUCAACCCAGGCCGGCUAUCCCUCAAGUAGGUCCCCGACCUGGCUAUGACAGUGGGAGUCUUUCCAGUCAAUUGUAUGAUGAGUUCCAUGGACGAAAUUCAGGAUUUCAAUCAUCUGACUUGUCCGAGGACCUUGAACAAGACAAGAUGAAACUAAUGAGGAUGAUCUUUGAACUGCAGGAUCAACUUAACAAAACCCUCUCUUUGCAUGAAAUGGGAAAUGAUGGGAUUUCAGUCGCCUCUAGGAUGCCAAGAUAUGUUCCCAGGUACCAUAAUUAUGAUACCUCUGAGGAGGAACAUUUUCACCAAUCCAACUAUCCAAGGUAUGGAAGAUAUGGGGCUCGAAGUAGCUAUUCCCAGCAGCAACAUAGACCCAUGCAGAUACCAUUUUCAGGUGAUGCAACGAGCAGCGGACACCAAGUUGAUCCUUCAUGUCUGCAUUGCCGUCCCCAAGACCUGCAUCAUCCAGCACACUUUCCUCCUCCAUUACCUUACAAUAACAACAAAAGAUAUAGGAUCCAUCCUGGUCAUAAUUAUGGCACAUCCUACAACUCUUGUCCAUCGAGCCCCCAAUAUUUUGUGGACUCUGAGUACCCACUGAGAAUACGCGAAGCACUGUCUGAUGAUCAGAGGCGAAAAAGUCACGAGGUGAAGAGCUAUUUGAGGGAGAAACCUCAUUUGGUUAAGCGACAUUUGCGUCCCAUUGCAGGUGGAGCACCUUUCAUCACUUGUUACAAGUGCUACAAGCUCCUGCAGCUACCUGCUGAUUUUCUCCUCUUUAAAAGGAGGAGCCAUCGGUUGAGGUGUGGUGGUUGUUCUCAGGUGCUUAAGUUUUCGCUCUGUGAAGGAUCAAGUAUUGUUCCAUACACAAUGAAUGCCAUGGAUCCUCCACCAAGUGAAGUUGGAGACUGCAGUGGUGCUAUUGAUACAAGGGAUUUGCCUUCAACAUCUCAAGCCAAUGAAUUUUUAUAUGCUGAUCCUGUGUCAUGUUCUGAUGACUAUGGACACUCCCAUUGCCAAAGCUGCUCAACUGAAGGAGAUCUUGUUUCCACCACCUUUCAUACUCACCAGGGUAGUAUAGAUGCCAAAAAAAUGCCAAACGGUUCUUAUGAUCCCACGAGAGGUAAACAGGAAUUGGUUUCCAUGAAGUCUCCGAACAAAUAUAAGAAGUCAUUGCUAAGAGGUGAACAUGCUGGACCUUCCUCCAGCAUAUCCAGAGUAGAGAAGUUUUCCUCCGAAAUUGAACAGCUUCCACCGAGGUCCGGUUCUCCACUUUAUAGACUCAUGGAUUAUUCUUCACCAAGUCAAGUAAUAUAUGGGUCUGAGCCAUCUCGUCGAAGGACAAAUCCAUACUCAAAAUUUUGAGAAACAGAACGGAGCCAGCCGAUGGAAUUGGGAGCAUAAACUUUGGAGAAGUUGGAAUUUCAUGAUGCAACUUUGGAUUUCGCACGUAUUGUAGUUAAGGUUUUUCUGUGACAAGGAGUCUUUCUUUCUGCCAUUUCUUUAUAUUCUGCUCGAGUGAUGUAUGGUAGAGUAAGUUUUAGAUGUAUAAAUCAAGUUUUUUCAUUCACAAAUGUAUAAAUUUUCCCAGUAGAUUCCCAUUUGAUUGAUUUGUUUGGUUGUGUAUAUUAUAUUAAUUUAAAAUAUACAUGAUAUAACUUUGAAAAUUACAUGGUUGGCAAUAAAGUUGUAAAAAGGGGUUUUAUUUCCCUUAUUUUCCAA
Molecule: messenger RNA, 3952 nt
Organism: Ziziphus jujuba (common jujube)
Lineage: Eukaryota; Viridiplantae; Streptophyta; Magnoliopsida; Rosales; Rhamnaceae
Exons: 3
Coding region: 491-3595 (1034 amino acids)
Biological process (GO): regulation of defense response to fungus
Source: RefSeq, a predicted model, not a curated record